Dendronephthya gigantea is the source of this 1435-nucleotide messenger RNA. RefSeq lists its product as uncharacterized. The transcript has 2 exons. NCBI's taxonomy places the organism in Eukaryota, Metazoa, Cnidaria, Anthozoa, Malacalcyonacea, Nephtheidae. The record is from RefSeq and is a predicted model, not a curated record. The coding region runs from base 1028 to 1435 and encodes 135 amino acids.
UAAUAGUUCUAUACAAUUAAUAAUGAUCAAAAUUCAAUAAUCAUUGUGGCCACUGGUGGGUCUCGUCAGUCAGUCAUCAGCUAGCCAGUGUUGUUCUUCGAAUACAAACAGCAUAAGGCAUAGAUAUAUGAACAGCAGUGUCCAACAGUAAUGUAAAACGAGUCGUUUGGUAUAUAUGGUCAGCGGAUCGUAACGAAAAACAAGAUGGAGGACCUCAUAGACCUCAAUCACCUCAUCCCAAAUUCAUAAAUUAUCUGUAAAACUAUUAGUUAAAAAAUUAUUACUCUUUAUGUAUUCCUGAUUUCUUAAUUAAUUUUAGCCGUAGUAGAUAAAUUCGAAAAUUUAAGUUUAACUUGUGCGUUUACUACCUGACGAAAGAGUUGAUCUUUGUCUUCAAGUUUCAAACAAUUUUAUAAAUACGGGUACCUGUUUUCGACUGUUCAUAUACUGCAAUGAUAUUGCUGAACAUAGACUAAACUUAGUGAACAAUAUUUUCCUGUUAAAUUUUGGAUUGAAAAGGCCUGUUUAGGAGGUAAACAUUGAGAAGGAACUGAGGAAUCUAAAAUCUGAAUUGGUGAGAGAAUUAAAUGCAAAUUACUUAUCUAUUUAAUCAUACUUUUCAGCUAAAAUGAAACUGAAUUAGCGAAUAUAAAGCGAAUUAAGGCUACAUUUGCAAAUUACUGCCAGAGUUCUGUUGUUUGGGUAAUAAGUAUUUUUAGAUCUAAAAAGUUAGGUGUAGCCAUUAAGGCAUAUAGAAACAAAACAAUAUUUGAACGAAGUUGCAAGCCCGAAUUUAGAAAAUUGUUCCAGUUGAAGAAUCAUAAAUAACAAUAAAAAGUGAAGACAUAUUAAAAUUUCUGUUGUGAAAUGUGACAGAUUUGUAUGUCUAUCAGUUCAAAGGAACGACGCCAGUGGAAAAUAAUUUGAAUGGGACAAACGGUUGUCCAUCCAAAGACAAAGAGUGCAGAAUAGUAAGUUUGGAGAGACGUGUUAACUUCUCUCACAGAAUUUACGUGAAAACGAGGUAAUGUCGAAUCCAAAUGCAUCAGAGCCUGAGGUGGCAGUUAAGGUCGAUGAAAGACUUUCAACGCUAUCUUCGAUUGCAAGAAAUGUUACUUUGCGCCUGACGAAUCAGACGAGCACAAAGAAGGGAAAUGUUCCAAAAAUAGUCUCUAAAAAUACUGCUACAAAUGUGAAUAGGAAAGAGCCUCUUGGAAAUAGAAAAAAAGAAGUUUUAAACAUCAAAGUGUUGAGUAACGGUGAUGAUGACCUACGUGAGAAAAAUGUUGAUUUGAAGCAAAUAAUUGAGGAAAAGGUAGUAAAUAAAAAUGAAUGCCCUGAAAGUCCAACACAGUUCAAAGAAGAUAAAUUUGAUUUAGCAAGCUCGAAAAUGACUAAAAUAAAAACAUCUCAAUUCGUCGAACUGAAGCAGUAG